Seminavis robusta is the source of this 288-nucleotide messenger RNA. NCBI's taxonomy places the organism in Eukaryota, Bacillariophyta, Bacillariophyceae, Naviculales, Naviculaceae. The record is from the annotation of a GenBank genome assembly.
AUGACGGCUGCACGCAAUGGUCGGCGCUUGUUGCGAGGAACCCGACGCAGCCUUCGGAAUGGCUUUGCUGGGCGCAACCAAGCGCAGCUUAUUCGGCAAUUGAUUCGAAAUGUCGCUCGCCGUCCGGGCACUGACUUGGCCAGCUCUGUAUGGGAGCUCAGUGAUUAUGAAUAUCAGGUUGUUUUGCAAGACUUUGGACAGUUCUUGGAACAGCGGUUGGAUCAGGUGGGACCCAACGCGGUGGUUCCUGGAGGCGAGGAGGGACGCAACCAGGGCGAGCAGCCCUAG